CCAAUAUUGGGUCGAAUAUAAACCAACGCUUUUGAUUAUUGCUUUAAACUUAAAAUGGAAACUUGCGGCCUUAUCUGUGUGAGCAGGGACUACGAGAAGUUUCUAAUGCGCUGUUCCUAUUGCCCAACGGACGUGGAUGUGGCCCAAUGGCAGGACUUUGUGCUGCACAUUCGCAAUAUGCAUAGCAAAGUAAGGAGUAUGGAAGACAACUUCGAAAAUGUGUCUGAAGUGCUAAAAGUGGAGUCUGGCCAGGUAGAUCCUUCAGAGGAGGAACGCCAAGCGGAAGAGCUGAUAGCUCAUGAAAGGGAAUUGGGGGACGGGGCCAGUGUAAUGUUGAAUGUAGACACAGUUCAUUCGUCGACAAACGAGACAGAGGAGUCGGACACCUGUUUGUUUACAGAUCAAGAAGAAUCCGACCAGGAGGGGGACCCUAGUGAACUAGCUCUGGAUGAUCUAAAUUUAAAAUCCACACCCACAUACAAGUUUUAUCCAUCCUUCUUUCGCCGAGACCACCGAACCUUAAAGUUCAUAGAGAUCUACAAAACUCACCCGUGCCUCUGGCAACCCGCACACAGCGACUACAAGGAACCCAAUAAAUGCAAAGAAGCCCUAAGGCGUAUGGCAACUGAAUUAGAGGCAACUGUGUCCGUAUUCAUAAGCGAGAUUAGCCUAAAGCUGGCCAUCAAAAAAGUCAACAUGCAGUUCAACACCGUGCACAAGCGAGUGCUGUCUGGAAAACAAAAACCUCAAUCGCUGGCUUUCAGUAUAUAUAAAUUGUGUAGCUUCUUAAAGGCUAGCAGUGAUGAAGAAGGGGCUAAAAAAAACGACAAAAUCAAGCUUGAUUUCUCCAAGAAAAACAAGCUGACUACCGACCUGAUAGAGAUGUAUGCAAACUUUCCGCAGCUGUACGACUCCGCCCACAAGGAGUUCUCAAAUAUGAACUCUCGAAAACAGGCCUACGAGAGCAUGGCUGCAGAGUUUUCAGUACCCAAUGUGGAGAUCAACAGCGAUGACAUCUUCCGGGCCAUCCAGAAUCUCCGCCAAUGGUUCUACAAGAGCACCAAACAUCCCAUUAUUGGCGGCAGUGCAGCCGAGAAGUUCUACCUAGAGGUGUGCCGGUUUAUGCCUCCAAAGAUGUACAAGCAGCGGCUGGUCUGCGAGUUUUGCCACCAGAUCACGUCCUCAGAUCACGUCCUGCAGUCGCACAUCUUCAAGGCGCACAACAUCGGUGAGCUGCCGUUCAAAUGCACCUUGUGCGACCGGAGUUUUGUGGGACGUUGCGAGCUGGCGAACCACAUGCAGCGGGUCCACAUCGGCAAGACUCACAAGUGCAACCAUUGUGAGCGUACAUUCGCUGUGAUGUCAGACCUGCAGCUGCACAUCCGUACUCACACUGGCCAUAAGCCUUACGUCUGUGAGCAUUGCGGCAAAGCCUUCCGACUAAGGUCCCAAAUGACGCUCCACGUUACGGCUAUUCACACCAAGAUCAGAGCAUUUAAAUGCACCAUGUGUCCCAAAGACUUUGUGAAAAAGGUCGAUCUAUCGGAUCAUAUCAAGGGCCAUUUAAAUAUCCGCGACAAAAUCUGCAGUGUGUGUGGUAAGGGAUUCACCAGCUGCCAUGCACUGAUCCGACACCGGCAGAUUCACUCCGAAGUGAAGAAGUUUGUAUGCAAACUCUGCGACACCAGGUUCUCCCAAUUUGUGGGUCUUAAUACGCACAUGAAGCGCACCCACAACAUUCUUCGUAACAAUUCACAAAAGGGUAAAGAUGCUGCGGAUGCCGAGCAGUGAACUUGCAUAAAUUUGCAUUAAAAAUGCCUUUAAUGAAGAGGAAAUCUUUUCCAAAAGCGGAAAAAUAAUAAGUAAAUACACAAAUUAGUUAAAAACAGCAUGUUUUAAUAUUUUGUAAAAAGGUAUACCCUCUAUUCGUACGCAAGUAGAAGGAAGCGUUAAAGUAUAUACAUAUACUAUUGAUCAGGAUCACUAGCCGACUCGAUUCGACCGCGUCCAUCUGUCCACGUUGCCACGCCCAAAAACUUUCGAUAACUGACACGCCCAUACUUCUGAAAAACGUUUUGAUUUGUUUUAGCUAUAUAGCUAAUUAUAAUUUCUUCCACUUCCAACCACUACCUAAAUAACGAGCGUUCUCUCAUGCUUAUUUUCGUUU
Messenger RNA from Drosophila teissieri, 2167 nucleotides. RefSeq names its product zinc finger protein 98. The transcript is spliced from 3 exons. The coding region runs from base 55 to 1791 and encodes 578 amino acids. Lineage: Eukaryota; Metazoa; Arthropoda; Insecta; Diptera; Drosophilidae. Gene Ontology annotation, cellular component: nucleus. The record is from RefSeq and is a predicted model, not a curated record.